Molecule: messenger RNA, 1188 nt
Organism: Tinamus guttatus (white-throated tinamou)
Lineage: Eukaryota; Metazoa; Chordata; Aves; Tinamiformes; Tinamidae
Source: RefSeq, a predicted model, not a curated record
AUGCGUGUCCCUUUGGUGUACGAUGUGGGGAACCCUGGUGCUUCUGUAGCUGCAGCAAAGUGCUCUGCAAAAGGAACGAGAUGGAACUAUGAAUGUGCAAAGAAAGGAUGGCCCCAGAAAGGAGUCAGCACUCUGCCAGAAAUAAGGAUUUUAGGAACAAAACUGCAGUCAAGUGUCUCUUCCUUGCGUGUCUUGGCCAGUCAUCCCAGUUGCUUGGGUGAAAAUGUCUUCUUUGUCAUGACGAACCUGAUUGUGACCCCAAACCAGAAGCAAGCUACGUGUCCUGAGGUAGGUGCAAGAACUGAGCCCCUUGAUCCCCACAGCCCUCAGAGCAGUGGAAGUGAGAGCAUUCCUGAUGCCGUGUGCUUUGCCGAUGGGGACUGCCCCGCGGGGGAAGCAGUGGUGGCUGGCAAUGGGGUUAAGACUGGCCGUUGUUUGAAAGACAGGGACAACGUCACAGGGACUUGUGAGAUAUUGGCCUGGUGCCCUGUGGAGAAAAGAUACAAGCCCAAGAAACCUCUUCUCGGCAGUGCAGAGAACUUCACCAUCUACAUCAAGAACUCAAUCCGCUUCCCCAAGUUCAAGUUCUCCAAGAUGAAUGUGCUGGCAACCAGCAAUGCGUCUUACCUGAAAACCUGCCGCUACAGCACAGAGCAUCCCUAUUGCCCCAUCUUCCUCCUGGGAAGCAUUGUCAGAUGGGCCGGGAGCAACUUCCAGGAAAUGGCCUUGGAGGGUGGUGUGAUAGGAGUUCAGAUUGAAUGGAACUGUGAUCUUGAUAAAGCCCCUUCUGAAUGUAAUCCUCACUAUUCUUUUAGCCGGCUGGAUAACAAGUUUGCAGAAAAAUCCAUCUCUUCUGGGUACAACUUCAGGUUUGCCAAGUACUACCAGGAUGCUAAUGGGGUUGACUACCGGACGCUCAUUAAAGCCUAUGGAAUCCGCUUUGACGUGAUGGUGAAUGGCAAGGCAGGUAAAUUUAACAUCAUUCCCACCAUUAUCAAUAUUGGUUCAGGGCUCGCUCUCAUGGGAGCGGGAGCUUUUUUCUGUGACCUGGUGCUGCUGUACCUCAUUAAAAAGAGUAACUUUUACCGAGGCAAAAAGUAUGAGGAAGUAAAGUCCACUUCGAGGAAAUCAUUGAAUAGCCCUACCCAUAAUGGGAAUCAGAGCCCAGAGCAGCUGGGUGGACUCUAG